UAAAGUUUCCCACCGGACCCAUUUCGCCGUUGCACACAUUUUGGAAGAGUGCUUCGCAAGAAAUAACCCCACAAACCCCACAACAUUACAGUAAAGUCGACUGCGAUGGCCAAGCUCCAGGGCUUCGAGUUCUGGAGGACGACCCUGAAGGAGGCACGCUUCGUGGUGGCGCCCAUGGUGGACCAGAGCGAGUUGGCCUGGCGCCUGCUCAGCCGGCGGCACGGCGCCCAGCUCUGCUACACCCCCAUGCUGCACGCCCAGGUGUUCGUCCGCGACGCCAACUACAGGCGGGAGAACCUCUACAACGAGGUGUGUCAGGAGGACAGGCCGCUCAUCACGCAGUUUUGUGCCAACGACCCGGAGGUGUUCCUCCAGGCCGCCCUGCUGGCCCAGGACUACUGCGACGCCAUCGACCUCAACCUGGGCUGCCCGCAGAUGAUCGCUAAGAGAGGGCACUACGGAGCGUUCCUCCAAGACGAGUGGGAGCUGUUGGAGAAAAUGGUCAGGUUGGCGCACGAAAAGCUCUCCGUGCCCAUCACGUGUAAGAUCCGCGUGUUCAAGGAGCUGGAGAGGACGGUCCGCUACGCCCAGAUGCUGGAGAAGGCCGGCUGUCAGCUGAUUACGGUGCACGGCCGAACCAAAGACCAGAAAGGGCCCAUGACGGGCGUCGCUAACUGGGAGCACAUCAUGGCCGUACGGAAGGCAGUAAACAUUCCCGUGUUUGCCAACGGCAACAUUCAGCACUGGAGUGAUGUGGAGCGCUGCAUCCAGGAGACGGGGGUGCAGGGAGUCAUGAGUGCAGAGGGGAACCUCCACAACCCGGCUCUGUUUGAGGCGUGCAGCCCGCCGCCCGUGUGGGAGAUGGCGGAGGAGUACCUCGAGGUGGUGAAGCAGCACCCGCCCUGCACGCUGUCCUUUGUGCGAGCGCACCUCUUCAAACUCUGGCACCACACGCUGCAGAUCCACCAGGACCUCAGAGAGGAGCUGGGCAAGGUGAAGAACAUGGAGGGUCUGGCUGGAGUCAGCAAACAGCUGAGGCUGCGCUGCCAGGAGGAGAUCGCCAGAGGAACGCAGCUGGAGGGCGGCCUCCCGUUUCCCCACUGGAUCUGCCAGCCGUACUUCAGACCGCUGCCGAAGGAGCCGGACGGCGACGGCCCCGCGGCGAAGAAGCCGACGUCCCACAAGAGGGCGCUGGAGGACUCGGACGAGGCGACCGACGCGCUGUCGAAAAACAAGCAGAAGAAGAGAUCCCGAAACCCCAACAAGAACUUCUGUGCCGAGCAGAAACCCAAGUACAUCAAGUGUGAGCAGUGUGAGAACCCAAAGGGGAAUAAAUGCGUGUUCGACCUGUGCCGAGCCUGCUGCAAGAAGAAGGCCUACGGGGAGGUGGCCGACUGCCCGGGCCACGGGUUGAGGUUCAAGACCAGGGCGGAGAGACUGAAAGCUGAGGAGGACGCCGCGAAAGGGAGGCGCCCGGCGGGCGCCAAGGAGGGGGUCGCCAAGGAGGCGGGCGCCAAAGAGGAGGGGGACGCCGCGAAUGACGGGGACGCCAAGGAGGGGGACGCCAAAGAGGAGGGGGACACCGCGAAGGACGGGGACGCCAAGGAGGGGGACGUCGCCAAGGAGGGGGACGCCAAAGAGGAGGGGGACGUCGCCAAGGAGGGGGACGCCGCCAAGGACGGGGGCGUCGCCAAGGAGGGGGACGCCGCGAAGGACGGGGACGCCGCGAAGGACGGGGAUGCCAAGGAGGGCGUCGCCAAGGAGGGGGACGGCAAAGAGGAGGGGGACGCCGCCAAGGAGGGGGGCGUCGCCAAGGACGGGGGCGUCGCCAAGGACGGAGGCGUCGCCAAGGAGGGGGACGCCGCGAAGGACGGGGAUGCCAAGGAGGGCGUCGCCAAGGAGGGGGGCGUCGCCAAGGAGGCCGAGAGGAGCCGCUCUCCUCCGCCCCCCUCAGACCCGAGUCCAGAGCUGCAGGUUUGGUCCAAACCGCCGGCGCCGCUCUGAGGCGACCUCUACGCGCACAAACCGUCCUCGUGUUCCCGCGGCGCUCGCCACGCGUCAGAGGGCCCGCGGCGCUCCGGUCGAUGCACUCGGAACAUUGUCGUGUCCGGGAUGGCGCCGCGGUGACGAGGUCUUUGGAGGAUGACCGGGGAAACGAUGUGAGCGUGUCCGUGGAGGUCAGACGAUUAUCGGGCGGGGCGAACAGGAAGAGGCGCCGCUCGGUUUGGACGGACGCCGCUCGGCACGAAACCGUGAAGUCACGCAAACCGGGAAAACCUUCUCGACUCCGUCUGUCAUCUUUUACAUUUUACGACGUCAUUUCACCAAAUGUGUUCACGAGGGAUCGCAUUUCCUGCUCAUUAUUUUAACCUUUUUUUAUUUCUUCAAGUUUGCCUGCGGUGCAUUGAUGUGUUUGUGCCUUUAAGACGAGACGCGCCGAGGAGGUCGCGGCGGUGCUCGAUGUCUGACGCUCUCUUUAAAGGCGCUACCUGUGUAAUCGUGCGUGCAUCGUUUUUUAUUUUAAUGCAAAGAUGAACAAACCAGAGGGGAACAGCUGGAGCUACGGGGACCGAGUGGAACCUGUUGUGUUUUCAAGAAUCUUCGAGUGCAGAACCGAGAAAGAAUGUCUGGACAGUGCCAAAUUAUAAUAAAAGGUGUUUAAUUGAAAAUAUUACCAAUGGUCAAUCACGGUUGCGAUACAGAGUAUAACUCAGCUGAGGGAGCACGACUCACUGCGUCCACAGACCGCCAAGCAGUUAACUGUCUAACAGAAGUCAAGCUCACUAAAUCUAAUCCUCAGCUGAGGGCUUCUCACAGGAUCACGGCCUACAUGCAGCUAACCUGCAUGCAGUGCAUCUCCUCCGUCAUCCAAAGGUCAAAAGCCUCGUCUCUCUGGUCAACAUCUGUUUUUAUACCUCCCGGGCGUCCCGGCCCCAGGGGAGAUAUCCACUUCUCAUUGGUUAACCUGUCUAGCUAAAACAUUAGUCCUGAUCCACUCAUUGGCUGAGCCGUCUGUCCGUCGGUGUUGAAAGCGUGUCCACGCCUCUUGACACUUGAAGUCAUCUGUCCCUCUGCGUCGUUCUGUCCCCUCUCUGAAUGGCAUCACAGGGGUCCUCAGGACGCCUCUCCGUCUGCUUCCCCCUUCUCUCCCAGCCAGGUGUGAACUUCGGGGGAAGGGAUCCGUUGCUGCAAUUGAUCCGUUUCUUGUCACACAGAAAGAUUCAUUUUACCAGUUACAGUAAUCCAUUAAAUAAUAAUCCACAGACAUUUACCAAACAAUAUUGUAAAUUAUUAAACAAUAACACACAUUCCAUAACAACAUGUAUGAAGUUAUGGUAUAUCAGUAAAUCCUAAUUACCUUCGCAUUGAAAAUGCCGGAAGGUUAUGUUUUGAUCGCCGUGUAUUUAUUUAUUUAUUUAUUUGUAUGCGUGUUAUUCGCAAAACUCAAAAAGUAUUGAACCGAAUCGCAUGCAAUUUGGUGGGAUGAUUGUUUAUUAUCCGGGGACCAGUUGAUGAGAUUUUGGGAUCGAUCGGGUCAAAGGUCAAGGUCAAAGGUCAUGAACAGGUCAAAAUCUUUCGCAGAACUCAAAGUAUUGAACCGAAUCGCAUGAAAUGUGGUGGGAUGAUUGUUUAUUAUCCGGGGACCAGUUGAUUAGAUUUUGGGAUCGAUCGGGUCAAAGGUCGAGGUCAAAGGUCAUGAACAGGUAAAAUCUUCUUGAAUCACAUGGAAUUUGGUGGGAUGAUUGGUUAUUAUCCGGGGACCAUUUGAUUAGAUUUUGGGAUCAAUCGGGUCAGAGGUCAAGGUCAAGGUCAUGGAAAGGUCAACAUCUUUUUUUUACCAUAGCACGAUACAUUUUUGUCCAAUUGGCAUGCAACUAAUGCCAAAAUGUUCAUAAUUCAAUGCCCAAUCUUGUGAUAUGCGAAGGUAUGCGUUCUACCAAGUGCCCGUUCUAGUUUGCAUAUUGCUUUCGGAAAUUGUCUAAUUCAACAAACCUCAGGGGAGAAGCGAUAGCUAACGCACCAUAAUCCCCCUUUGGACGCACAAGAACAUGUUUAUCCCACGAUGGCUUCAUGCUACACUUACAGAGGGCCUUGGUCUACGUGACUUUAACGUUCAUUCGACUCUUUAUUAAUUACCAAUUAGGAUAGCGUGACCUUUCAAUUAGCUUCAUGCUAGUGGCUAUCGCUCAAGCUAAUGCACUUAAAGUAUCAAAGUAAAAGAACUCAUUCUAAUAUAUAUAUAACUAAUAUAUUGUUAUAGAUGGAUUGUGAUUACUGAUCCAUCAAUGCGUAAGUAGCAUUUUGCUGUUGGUGGUUGUGGUGGAGCUACUUUGAACUCAUAGUGCAGUCUUUCCAACCUUCACACAGUUGAAUAUUUUAAGUGACUGAAUUAGAUAUAUAUUAAUUAGAUAUAUAAUAAUUAUAGAUAUAUAUAUAUUUAGGUCUUGCAGAGAAUGAGAAGAUAAUUAUUAUUUGAAGAAAAACUGAACAAAAAGGUAAAAGCUGACUUCAGGAAGCCACGUGCCUCUUAUCCACACAACGUUCUCCGUGUUUGUUUUUCUCGAGCAGUUAUUGAUUACCAGAUAUGUCUUCUCAAAGGAACAUUUCAAUUUAAAAAGGGAUACGUCUAUCUUCAGUGAAUGAUUUUCUCCUGUUUGGCCCUGAAGGUCAAGAGUGACCAUUCACAAGAUGUGUGGGUGUGUGUGUGUGUGCUCAUUUGUCUUCACACACGGGGUCCAGCUUACUCUCUGCUUCAUGUGCACAGCCUACUCUGUGUAUUCGUUUGCUCCCUUUCGCAGUUUGUGUGAGCCCACCCCCCAAAUCACUGAUUUAAUCAAGUUGGCUGCAGGAUCUCUGUCCGUUGUUCCCCCCCCCCCCCCCCCCACACCUGUAAACACAUAUGGCCUCAGGUUCAGGGAUGCAUAAACAUUGCCUCACACUAUUAGACUGAUGAGGUGAUGUCAUGUGGAUGCUGUAAUUUCUGAGCGUUGACGAUAUCUUUGCUUCGUUUUCUCGUGUCAAAAUUUAAAUAAUAACAUAUGCACAGUUAUGACUUUAUGAGAGAUUGCUACAAAGCCCAUGUGCAAAAACCGACACACACACACUCACACACACUCACUCGCACAUGUUUUCCACAUGUUUUCCAGCAGCUUGCAGCAGCCAUUGCGCGACGCCAGUUCUUGACACCAUCUACUAUUCCACUAAUCUGCAGAUGGACAUUUGCUAUAAUGCGCCAGCAAAGACAGAAGUGUAUUUUAAAUAUUUUUUAAAUGAUCUUGGGUUUAAGUGAAAGUUUUAGGGAGUGAUUUAGGCUUAUUUGUGUUCUUGCCAAGAGUUAGAUGAGAAGAUUGAUAUGUCACUCUUAUAUGUGUACAAUAAAUAGAAAUAUAUACCCAGUUAGCAUAUAGCUUAGCUUGAAGAUUUGAAACGUGGAAAAGAAACAGUUAAAUUAGUUUGAUCCACCAGGCGUAUGAACAUAGCCAAGUACUGGAUGUACUAAUAAUGACACAAGAAUAUCAUUAUUGUUGUUGUCAUCCUCGUGUUGUGUCAACGGCGCUCUGACUAUUUUUCCUAAAGUCCUGUAGGAUUGUUGGGUAACACUUAAUUUGAACCCUCCCAAUUCAACAUUUAUUUAAGUUCUGAAUAUUUUUUGUGACAUAACUUCUCCUUUUUUUCACUGUUGAAUAGAACAAAAUAUGUCAAUAAUUACAACUCUUAUGAAGCAUUAUGAAGCGUCAGCGAUGGUGCAUACAAAAUGAAAACGUGAUCAUUCAGUACACAGGGUGUCCGCGGGUCCUUAAAAAGUCUUAAAUUGCUUUUCCUAAAAAUAAGGCCUUAAAAAGUCUUAAAUUGUCUUAAAUUCAGAUUGGAUUGGUCUUAAAUUUUUUGGGUGUCAUGUCCAGGGGUUUUCCUGGGUCAAAAUGGGUCUUCGGUGCUCCCAAAAAAUAUGUUGGCGCGCUGCGCGCGCACCGUCUAUUUAUGCUGGUCAGGCUGUUGAGUGAUCAGCAGCUGUCCGCUCGGUCCAUUCGCGCACCUCACAGUUGCGUAUUGAUCAGACAAGAAGACACGCUUAUCAACUCCAGUGUUUCCCCUAUAACAGGGUGAAAUCCCCCCCCCGCAAACAAUUCUCGGCUCGCGCGACAGAGCGAUGUGCGCGCCGGCAUCGAAGCUGCCGUGAUGCGCGCACACGGGUGAGCACCGCGUAUUCGGUCCUAUCAAUCCCCUACAACGUGAAGCAUCGGCUACUUUAGAAAACAUGGCAGGAUGCAAGUUCAACAACGGCUUGAAAAGAACGAGUGUUUCUGGUCACGGUGGGUGAAAUGCUUCUGAAUCUGCGUUAUGUGUCGCGAGACUUUCCAGCGGUGGAAUCUCACGUGCAGAGCAAGAAGCACAGAGACUAGCGAAGGCCGCCAGCAGCCCGCGGGGCUAGCUGCUGCUCCGCCGCGAGCUGCUGCUCCGCCGCCCGCAACGACGUCAACUACAACGCUGGAGGUCACCGGAGGAAAUCCAGCGCCUUGCAACAAAGAGCUCAUCACCGAAGACCAACGCUGCAGUGCGUUCUUCAUUCUGUUCCACGAGACUCUGGACCAGACCACCGCGAGCAGACAGCUGGACUUCAUGUGCGCUAUUGGUGAAAUGACCACGUCCAGUCAGGAUCCUGUGGAGCUCAUGGGCCAUGACACCGCCCAGGACCUACUUCAGCACCUCAAAGAGAAUGGACCAAAUGUCAACUGGAAGUUUUUAUAUUAAUACAGUUUGAAAAGGAUUGUUUUCCUAGUAUAUUCACAAAAGCUCAGGAGUAGACAUGAACCUGUGCACAAACAUCCAUCACAUAGAGACAUGAGAACUCUCACUCACUCACCCACACACACAUACAUUCUAUUAUGUAAAUGAAUCUGCAUUUUAAAAGCAGCUGGAAAUGUUAUUUGUUAUUUUAUGGAUUUUUUUUGUUCAAAAGGAACUAUGUUGCAUGUAUUUUUUAAAUAUAUUUACUUAAUUUUAGAGACAUUUGUUCAUGGGACUUAAAUGUUCUGAAAAUGUAUUAAUAAAUAUAAUUUACAACAGCAA
Molecule: messenger RNA, 7068 nt
Organism: Pseudoliparis swirei
Lineage: Eukaryota; Metazoa; Chordata; Actinopteri; Perciformes; Liparidae
Gene: dus1l
Product: dihydrouridine synthase 1-like (S. cerevisiae)
Exons: 15
Coding region: 106-2004 (632 amino acids)
Biological process (GO): tRNA processing
Molecular function (GO): flavin adenine dinucleotide binding; tRNA dihydrouridine synthase activity
Source: RefSeq, a predicted model, not a curated record